Galeopterus variegatus (Sunda flying lemur) is the source of this 849-nucleotide messenger RNA. RefSeq names its product teneurin-3-like. Gene Ontology annotation, molecular function: protein heterodimerization activity; protein homodimerization activity; cell adhesion molecule binding. The annotation marks the transcript as partial. Lineage: Eukaryota; Metazoa; Chordata; Mammalia; Dermoptera; Cynocephalidae. The record is from RefSeq and is a predicted model, not a curated record. The transcript is spliced from 5 exons. Gene Ontology annotation, biological process: neuron development; heterophilic cell-cell adhesion. Gene Ontology annotation, cellular component: neuron projection.
AGCAGCGUAACAUGCUUGAGUCGGAGAGAGCAGGGCGACAGGCAAGAUCCGUCAGUCUUCACGAGGCCGGCUUUAUCCAGUACUUGGAUUCUGGAAUCUGGCAUCUGGCUUUUUAUAAUGAUGGGAAAAAUGCAGAGCAGGUGUCUUUUAAUACCAUUGUUAUAGAAUCUGUGGUGGAAUGCCCCCGAAAUUGCCAUGGAAAUGGAGAGUGCGUUUCAGGAACUUGCCAUUGUUUUCCAGGAUUUCUGGGUCCGGAUUGUUCGAGAGCAGCCUGUCCAGUGCUGUGCAGCGGCAAUGGGCAGUACUCCAAGGGCCGCUGCCUGUGUUUCAGUGGCUGGAAAGGCACCGAGUGUGAUGUGCCUACUACCCAGUGCAUUGACCCGCAGUGCGGGGGUCGUGGGAUUUGUAUCAUGGGCUCUUGUGCUUGCAACUCAGGAUACAAAGGAGAAAAUUGUGAAGAAGCUGACUGUCUGGACCCUGGGUGUUCUAAUCAUGGUGUGUGUAUCCAUGGGGAAUGUCACUGCAAUCCAGGAUGGGGUGGUAACAACUGUGAAAUACUAAAGACCAUGUGUCCAGACCAGUGCUCUGGUCACGGAACAUAUCUUCAAGAAAGUGGCUCCUGUACUUGUGACCCUAAUUGGACUGGCCCAGAUUGCUCAAAUGAAAUAUGCUCUGUGGACUGUGGCUCACAUGGUGUUUGCAUGGGGGGGACUUGUCGCUGUGAAGAAGGCUGGACGGGCCCAGCAUGUAAUCAAAGAGCUUGCCACCCCCGCUGUGCCGAACACGGGACCUGCAAGGACGGCAAGUGCGAAUGCAGCCAGGGAUGGAACGGAGAGCACUGCACUAUCG